Austrofundulus limnaeus is the source of this 1952-nucleotide messenger RNA. RefSeq names its product neuritin 1a (gene nrn1a). Lineage: Eukaryota; Metazoa; Chordata; Actinopteri; Cyprinodontiformes; Rivulidae. Gene Ontology annotation, cellular component: plasma membrane. The record is from RefSeq and is a predicted model, not a curated record. Gene Ontology annotation, biological process: nervous system development; neuron projection extension.
ACGGAGUGAAGCUCCGAGCGGAGCAGCAGAGAGGAAGAGGAGCAGAGAGGAAGAGGAGCAGAGAGGAAGAGGAGCAGCACCAUCACAGGAGGAGGAAGAGGAGGAAGAGGAGCGGUCCUGUGGAUGUAACUGUUUGCGGGUUUUGUUGCGGGAUGUGCGGCUCCUCCUCUGCGGCUCUAACUUUGUGAGUGUGAUGAUGGUCAGCCCCGGAGGAUCAUGGGAGUGAGCUGCUCCUCCAGGAGGAUGAUGGGAGUCAGCUGCUCCUCCACAUGCACCUCCCUCCUCCUGGUCCUCCACCUCGCAGUUACUGGGAUAACUUCCACUCCUGUGCCACCACGGCGCUGGCGGACUGCCACGAGGGAGCCACGGACCUCUGGGAAAAACUGAAAAAGGAGUCCCGCAACCUGAAUUUCCGAGGCAGCUUGUUUGAACUGUGUGGCGGCGGCAACGGGGCCCCCAGGUCUGCUAACGGCAGGGGCCUGGUCCUGGUCCUGGUCCUGACCACCCUGCCUACCAUACUGACUUGGCUGGCGUUUUAACGGAAAACAGAAGAAACAUAGAAAAGAAAAAAAAAUCCAAGAGAAAACUCCAAGUGAAUCAAAGAAAAGAAAUAAAAAAUAAGAAGAAUGAGAGCGACUCCAUACUGAAAACACAACCUCAAGGAACCAGUUUCAAUUCAUCACGAGAAAAAAUAAAUAAUUWAAAAAAAUAACACCCAAAUGGGAUUUUUACUGCUUCAUCACUGAACGGCGCCCUGGUUUCCUUUGGGACUUCUGCAGACGUGGAGUCCUCGUCCAAUCACACGCAGCCCCGACCAGAGGUCAAUAACAUGAAAUAUUCAACGUGCCGAGGAACCGAAAUGAAGACAAUGAUGAAAUUUUGAUGGAUACUUGCCCACUUACAAUCAUGGAAUUACAUAGUAUUAAAGUCAGCCAUGCAUUAUUGAUGUUUAGUAGGCCUAGACAGCAUUAUGUGAGUGCUGGGUGCUGACACACGUUCAGGCUGUAUAUUAGGGUUCCCAUGUAGCCUCGAGCUGCUUUUCUCGUGCGACGCAACACCGAGCCGAACGCCACAAAAUCAAUAAGAUGAGCCGAAGCCUCGAGCCCGUUUCACCGCGGACAGAUUCUCUGUUUUUAUUACACCGAGGUGGUCCCGUUGUGUUGGACCGACUGCUCCGCGGUCAUAAUGUUCGCGGUGACAGCGUGCAGGCGACGGUCACACCAGCCGUUCUCACAGGAAGUAGUUAAAAAAUGUGACCACAGUGUUUUCCAUCAGCACUACAUUCAAUCAAUUACAAAACUAACUAUAUCUUAAAYUGAUACUGUAUUACAGCUAUAGCUAGUUAGCCUGCUAACAUGCUAGCUAACACGUUAUAAAGUCAACAUCAGGUGAAAGUAUCCAGGUGUGUUUCUGGUGUGACCAUGGUGUAGAUCAGUAUCUGUCCUGCUGCUGACUGAUGGUCUGCAUGAGAUCGGCUCAAAGACUCUUUUAUACUGUUUCAGGAAAUGAACAUAAMACUCUAAAAACAUAAUAAUCACCUGGUUCAAAUUUAGUUUAGGGCUAUAGCUCAGCUAACUGGAGCUUAAGUUAGCAUAGUUAGCAAACCCCCAAUAAUAAGCCACUAAAGAAACAUGACACAUGUGGCAGCUUUGAGUUCAUCACGUUUUAAUUCUCAGAUAAAUACGAUUUUAGGGUUGGUCAAUAGUUUAGGUGAACCACUGAAGACUUUAUAUCAGGAUUAGCUCGUCUUUGAAGUCCUGCUACAUCCUUAAACACUUAGUCAAUAAAAACACGUUAAUUUGUCAUUUAAAAAAUACACAAAUUGAAACAAAAAACUGUUGUAAUAGUAGCUGUACUUGAUGGUGUCCUUUCAGCAUUUCAAAUUAAAAGUUAGCUAUAAACUUUGAAUUAGAAGCUAAAAAUGGUUUAAACUAUUGGGUUAAAUGCUAAAU